Molecule: messenger RNA, 948 nt
Organism: Pelagomonas calceolata
Lineage: Eukaryota; Pelagophyceae; Pelagomonadales; Pelagomonadaceae
Source: the annotation of a GenBank genome assembly
GGGCGCGGGAGUUUUCGGGGCGGCCCGCGGCGACUUGCGGGGCAUGGGCGCGGCGCGCGGCCACCGCGCCGGCUUCUCGGCGGGCUCCGCCGCAGGCUUCGCGGCGAACGCGGGCUUGGCGCGCUCCCGCGGCGCCUCGUCGGAGUCGGAGUCGUCGCCCCAGUUGCCCUCCUUGGUGUCGAAGAGCGACUUCUUCGCGGGCGCGGGCGCCGCUGCGGUCGCCGCCGCCUUCGAGGCAGGUGGUUCUGACGACGCGGGCGCGGCCGGCGCGGCAUCGCCGGCGCCGGGCGGCAUUUCGGUAGACGACGUCGACGCGAAGGAGGAGGAAUCAUCAUCAACAGGCGGCCGCGGCGUCACGAGCGGAUCAGCCGCAUCGUCCGAGAAGUCGUCAUCCGAAUCCGCGAAGGAGUCCGAGUCCGUGAAGGCCGGCACCGGCGCGGCGGCCUUCUUCUUGCGGCGCCGGGGCGGCAUGCUACGCCUUCUCCUGCUCCACGAGGCUCCGCAUCAGUUCUUCUACACAGGCGUCCGUCUCCUCGUACGUGGCACCUUCGUUCUUAAAAACCUUAUCGAUAGCGCGCGCGGCGGCUCUCUGCCGCGGGUUCCACUCGACGCUAAAGUCCUUGGCGAUGUUGCCCAUGUACGCCUUCUGCUGCGGUGUCGGGUUCUUGGGCCACUCGGGCUUGCCGAUGAUAAUGGCCUUCUGCUCGCGCAGCGCUUUUGCCGUAAUCACAGGCUUGUCGGUCUUGUCUCCGAAGGCUGCGAGGCGCGCGAUCGGGCGGCGCUCGACCCAGGGGAGCUCGGGAGCGUCGUCUUCGUCCUGGUCGGGCGGCAUGCGGGGCCCGCCGGGGCUGGCGCAGUUUGUGGGCGUGCGCGCUCGUAAAGAGGAAGACGGCGGUCUCUGGCCUUCCUGCGCCCCAAACAGACCGCUUUUAGUUCGCAGGGCAGCCU